UUCGGUUCAUCAUCCAAACACUGAGUUUGUAAACAAAUUCCAACGUCUGGCGCUUAAAAUUUUGUUAGCAAACAGAAAACAAGCAAAAAUUUUACCAUGUCGAAUAGCAAGGAAACGGGAACGGAUUCCGAUCCCUUGGAUGAUGUCAAGUUGAACAGCAGCGAUAGCGUGGCUUUAAAGGACCUGCUGCAGAAGCGACUUUCUGAGUGCGGUUGGCGGAAGGAUAUCGAGGAGCUGAUACGCCAGACGAUCAAGGAGCGCGGCGUGGCCAACUUAACCCACGACGAACUGGCUGCUGAAAUAGUCCCACAUGCUCGCGCUUUGGUUCCCGAAGUCAUUCGAAAGGAGAUGCUGGUGCGCGUGCGCGCUGCCUUGGAAACCUCACUGCCCCCGGAAAAGAACUGACUGCCCAUCCAGAAUCCACCGAACCCAAUCAAUAGGCACUCCGCAUAUCUUAAAUUCUAGCACAUGUGUUGUUGUGGUUUAUUAUCUCGUAUUUAAGUAGAUAUUUACAUACUUAUGCUAGUUAUGAAUUGCGCCUUUAGUUGUACAAUAUGCAUGUAAUAAAUAAACAACCUAAUUAUAGUUAGAA
Drosophila ficusphila is the source of this 592-nucleotide messenger RNA. RefSeq names its product enhancer of yellow 2b transcription factor (gene e(y)2b). The record is from RefSeq and is a predicted model, not a curated record. Gene Ontology annotation, biological process: poly(A)+ mRNA export from nucleus; regulation of transcription by RNA polymerase II; positive regulation of DNA-templated transcription. NCBI's taxonomy places the organism in Eukaryota, Metazoa, Arthropoda, Insecta, Diptera, Drosophilidae. Gene Ontology annotation, molecular function: chromatin binding; transcription coactivator activity. Bases 97 to 405 code for a protein of 102 amino acids. The transcript has 3 exons. Gene Ontology annotation, cellular component: DUBm complex; nuclear pore; SAGA complex.